Messenger RNA from Carica papaya (papaya), 1571 nucleotides. NCBI's taxonomy places the organism in Eukaryota, Viridiplantae, Streptophyta, Magnoliopsida, Brassicales, Caricaceae. The record is from RefSeq and is a predicted model, not a curated record.
AUGUAUUGUUUGCUAUUGAAGGUAGAGGGUUUUGCUUCAGAAUUCAAAAAUUUGCAUGAGAAGCUGGAAGUUACUCCUGCACCUACAUCAUAUGAGAAGCUCAUUACAUACAGUUGUGUUUUACUUAAGGUCCAUGUCGCUCUUGAUAUAAUUGACCAAAUGUGUGAAGCAGGAUUGACGUUGUCAAUAGACAUGCUACACUCCAUAUUGCAUGCCAGUGAGCAGAGUUAUGAUUUUAAUCUGGUUCGACAAAUUCGUUCAAUUAUUUCCCAACAUGACUUGAAGCCAACUAGUGAGACCUUCAGGAGUAUGAUAAGCUUGAGUGUGAAAAUGAAAGAUUUUGAAGGUGCAUAUUCUAUGCUUUGUGAUAUGAAGGAAAUGAAUUUGACACCCACAGCUUGCAUGUACAAUGCUAUAAUGGCAGGAUAUUUUCGAGAGAAAAACAUAAAAUCUGGAUUAAUGGUUCUCAAACAAAUGGAACUUGAAGAUAUAAAGCCAGAUUCUCAAACCUUCAGCUAUCUAAUAAACAACUGUGACCGUGAAGAGGAUGUUGUUAAGUACUAUGAAGAACUGAAGCAUUCUGGACUCUCCCUCACUAAGCAAGUUUUCAUGUCACUUAUUAAUGGAUAUGCAGCUUGUGGACAGUUCGAGAAGGCAAAGGAGGUAAUCUUGGACAAAGGGAUACCUGUUAAGAGCUUAAACGAAAUCAAAAGUGUCCUUGUCUCAGCUCUUGCAGCAAAUGGGCAAAUGUCUGGUGCCCUUAAUAUAUAUGAAGAAAUCAAGCAAGCAGGAUUCACUCCGGAGCCUAAAGCUAUCAUAUAUCUGAUUGAGAACCUUCAAUCUGAGGGGCAGUUGGGUAGAUUGCUUCAGCUACUGGAGGAACUGAAUGAUCCAGAUUAUUGGAUUGAUGGUUGCUGCAGAGUUAUCUUAUAUUGCAUCCGACAUAAGCAUUUGAGUUCUGCAAUUGAUUUGCUGAGGAAACUCAAUGAGAAACGCUGUGAUAACGAGUUGGCCAUGGAAGUUCUUUUUGAUGAGGUAUUUUCCCUAGUUGCAGAGACAGAGCCUGUCGAUUUGGAGAUUGGCCUAGACUUGCUUCGAUUCGUGAAAGAUGAUCUUGGCCUUUCCCCUUCACGAAAGUGUCUUGAUUUUCUUCUCAACGCAUGUGUCAAUGCCAAGGAUUUGCAGAACUCUCUUUUCAUUUGGAAAGAAUAUAAGAGAGCCCACUUGCCUUACAACAUUCUUAGUUUUUUAAGGAUGUAUCAGGCACUUCUCGCUUCAGGUGACCAUAAAUCAGCAAAGAUUUUGCUAUCAAAAAUUCCUAGAGAUGAUCCUCAUGUGCGGUCCAUUGUCGGUGCUUGUAAAGCUACUUACAAAAGAGAAAAGAAGAUUGAGGAACAAAAAUUAGAUAGAACAUUUAUUUGCAACAAAGAAUGAAGCCAGAUUAAAAUGGAAUUUACUGAGGGCAUAGGCAGAAAUGCAUGUAUCUUGAUAUUCAAUUCAUUUGUAAGUUUAGAAUGAUGAUAUGUUUCUUAAAAAAAAUAAAAAGUGUGGAAUAUGUAUUAAUAUAGGCA